Molecule: messenger RNA, 726 nt
Organism: Python bivittatus (Burmese python)
Lineage: Eukaryota; Metazoa; Chordata; Lepidosauria; Squamata; Pythonidae
Source: RefSeq, a predicted model, not a curated record
GGAUUUGGUUUCGUUACUUUCGAAAAUAGUGCUGAUGCCGAAAGGGCGAGGGAGAAAUUACACGGCACCGUGGUAGAGGGCCGUAAAAUCGAGGUAAAUAAUGCAACAGCACGUGUCAUGACGAAUAAGAAGACAGUUAACCCUUACACAAAUGGUUGGAAAUUAAAUCCAGUCGUUGGUGCAGUCUAUAGUCCAGAAUUCUAUGCAGGCAGGGUGCUCCUGUGCCAGGCAAACCAAGAAGGAUCUCCCAUGUACAGUGCCCCCAGUUCACUAGUAUACACGUCCACAAUGCCAGGGUUCCCGUAUCCAGCUGCAACCGCAGCUGCCGCGUACCGAGGGGCCCACCUUAGAGGCAGAGGUCGCACCGUCUACAACACAUUUCGUGCUGCAGCUCCUCCACCUCCGAUCCCAGCUUAUGGCGGUGUUGUUUACCAGGAUGGAUUUUAUGGUGCAGACAUUUAUGGGGGGUACGCUGCCUAUCGGUAUGCCCAGCCUACUACAGCUACCGCCACUGCCUACAGUGAUAGUUACGGACGACUUUAUGCUGCAGACCCCUACCACCACACACUUGCUCCAGCAGCCACCUACGGCGUUGGUACCAUGAAUGCUUUUGCACCCUUGAGUGAUGCCAAGAACAGGAGCCAUGCUGACGAUGUCGGUCUCGUUCUUUCUUCAUUGCAGGCUAGUAUAUACCGAGGGGGAUACAGCCGUUUUGCUCCAUACUAA